AUGCUACAACUCAAUCGAAGAUUAGUGUUGCUCGUGGCAAUCUUGGGGCUUCUGGGAUUGUUGAUUGUCAUCAGUCUGACAAAACCAGAUUCAUCUUACAGUUUUCACGACAUAGUUCAGCAUGCCCAAGACCACUUACGUCCGGCUCCAAACCUGGCUACCGACUCCAAAGUGGUGGAUAGCAACAGUGUGAUUUUCCCCACCCUGUUCGACAAAACGCCCGAUCUUCAACAGUUUUAUUUUUCACAUUUUCCAGCGGCAGCAGCCAAGAACAAAAAUGCAAAGUUUGUCGCCGGCGCACCAUCCAACUCCAUAUUUCCCAAGGUGCCUGAGCUCGAGAUGAAGCCCCAUGUGGUGAAUGUCUUCUUGGCUGGCGAUGGCCAGAAAGAAUUGGCAGACGACAAAAGACCAGCCAAGUGCGAGUCGUUCAGAAAAGAAUUGGCGGUGGAAGUUUCAAAACCCAUUUCCAAGAACAUUCCUAUCGAAGCGCUUAUCAAGCGCCUUCUCAAAGAACCCACUUCAUACAUGAAGGAGUUUCUUCCCUUUUUCGCAGAAGACAUCAAAAAGCAGUUUGCUGAAAAAACCAUCAAAGACCACUGGUACAGGCUCGCAGGCUCAUCUGUGUGGCUCGAAAGCCACCGAGUUCAUUUCAUGAUCUCAAGGUUGGUGUACUCCAAAAGAGGCGCUCGAAAUGCUCCAAAUUUCAGCAUGGUGCUCGCCCAAGUGUUCGAUGAAAAUUGGAACGAAAUCAAUGGAGCCGAGCUCGUGGUGCCCACCAACAACCCAGACGUUGGAAAUGAACAGGAAUCACCCAACGAGCAGAAAUACCGGGUUAUGAAGUUUCCGUCUUUGUUGCCCAUUCCUGCCUAUCUCAAUGUCAACCACCAAGACAACCGCUACUACGGACCUGAAGACUCCAGGAUACUCUUGGUCCGCAAUCCCGCCGGCUACGACGAGCCACUCAUAGUAUUCAAUGCUUACCACCGCAAGAUCAUUGAGUCCAAGUCGGAAAAAGAAGACGAAAUCAACUUGAAAUACGGGUUCUAUAGGUCCAUGUUUGUCGCUUGGCCAUGGCAACAGCAACGAGGAAAGCAGAAUAUGGAGGACCUCGCAGACAAGGAAUUCGACAAAAAUUUGUACACUCGAGCCGUUGAAUUGAGACGAGAGAACAUGCCUCGUAUUGCAACCCAGAAGAACUGGACACCAUUUGUGAGCUCCAAUGACCGGACCAAAUACGGAUACGACAAGUAUGCAUACUUCAUCUAUCGGUGGUCUAACAUGGAGGUUUUGCGAUGCGAUUUGACAGAAGUCACUGCCAAGUAUUCCAACUGUAAGUUUGUUUAUCGUAUGGACGACAAGCUUCCCGACUCCGCAAGUGUCGGACCCAUGAGAGGCGGAACCAACCUUUACAAUAUCAACGAGCUUCUUCAAAGCCAUUCGAAAAAUUCUGAGGUUGUCUCACUUUUAUCGCAAAUUCCUCGAGAGAGAGAAAUAUGGAUGGGAUUUGCCAGAGCACAUAUCAAGAACUGCGGGUGUGGCAAGGACAUGUACCGUCCCAAUUUUGUGGUCAUGACCAGAGACGGAGGAGACAAGUACCAAAUUAGCCAUAUCAGUUCGUUCACUUCUUUGAAUGUUCCUGUUGCUGGAUGGGACAUCAAUAAUCCUGGAAAAGCAUGUCAAGACGGUCAGCCGUCGGCGUUCAUACCCAACGGAAUCUCGUCGUGGACCAUCAGCAAGGACCAUAACCAAGUUGGAUUUAGUGACGAUCUUACCAUGGCUUUUUCCAUAUCCGAUGUGUCGGUGGAAAUCGUUCAUAUCCGCAAUAUUCUCUCAUCUUUCGUCCUGCUCGACAGCAAAAAUAGCAACUUGGUGGGGCCUGUCUUUGGCAUGUCUUCGCUUCCUCCAUCAGGUUUCGACAACUUUAAUAUUGAGUGUGCACUUGAGGGCUCGAAGAAGAUGUGCGCCGAGUUUGGCAAGGAGCACGAAAACGAUUAA
Meyerozyma guilliermondii ATCC 6260 is the source of this 1995-nucleotide messenger RNA. RefSeq names its product beta-mannosyltransferase. Bases 1 to 1995 code for a protein of 664 amino acids. Gene Ontology annotation, molecular function: mannosyltransferase activity. NCBI's taxonomy places the organism in Eukaryota, Fungi, Ascomycota, Pichiomycetes, Serinales, Debaryomycetaceae. The record is from RefSeq and is a predicted model, not a curated record. The transcript has a single exon.